AUGACUUCACAGAUAGCAAAGUACCUGCACGGCGUCACCGUGCUACACCCCGACAUCGCCGAUGCCAUAGACGACUUGCUAGCGGGUACGCCUUCGUCCACUGCAUACGAUGACCUGAAACGUACGGUCCUGCAGCGCUUCGAGCCAUUGCAACAGAGCACGCUCGAACGGCUCCUCUCCGAGGAACUCGGCGACCAACGACCAUCACAACUGGUGCGCCAGUUGUUGAACAACACUGCCAUCGCGUCGUACGGGCUCCGGUCAAUAACGCUAGACAUCGGACUCCGGCUCUUCCACAGAUGGGUGCUUGUGAUCGCCGACGUAAGCUUUGCCACAGUGGGAGUGGUCUUCCUCAGCCAUUUCAACCUAGACGUGAGUGUUGGCGAGCGGCGCCUAAAGGAUAACGUCACAUCCCUCGAUAUACUUGACCUGGAGUUCAACCUCACCUCAUCUGGCAUCCAUGCUUUCCCGUCAUACGCCACAGGAGGUAUUGCCCUGGCUGCCUUCAUUAUUAUAUCAGGAAUAUCUGCGUUCUUCGUAAUCAAGAAACUUCAGUAUGAAUCUCAGCUCAACGACCAGUGGUGGAAAAUAAUGUGGGACGACAUUACGCUGCCGGGCAAGUCGCUCAGCAGGUCCAGGGUGAGCAUUCCUAGCCACAACGACAGCAGUUUGGCCAGCCAACCCAGGUACGAUUGUAGCUGGAACUCUGUACACAAAGUGGAGCGUCCAACACUGAACCUAUACUGGAAUUUGUAUUCUCUCUUCUUGGGAACAUCACAACAGGGAAUACGAGUGGCCAUAAAGCCGCUGAACGUCAAGAAGAUUCAUGUGAACAGGCAGCUCCUGGCGGAGAUCAAAAUGAUCCAUGACCUCACGCACGAGAACCUCGUUCGCUUCGUGGGUCUUUGCUUGGAAGAGCCCAAUGUUUCGAUCAUCACAGAACUGUGCACUCGAGGAAGCUUAAGGGACAUGCUCGAAAACGAAGAAAUCAACAUCGACUGGAUGUUCAAGUGUUCCAUGAUUACGGACAUCGUUGAGGGGCUGCACUACCUUCACGCCACUGCCAUCCAAUUCCAUGGGAGGUUGAAGAGCACAAAAUGCAUAGUGGACGGACGAUUCGUGGUAAAGCUGUCCGACUAUGGGCUGCGGCAUCUCCACGCACAACUGCCUGAACCUGAGGACAAGAAUCCGAGGUCCAUGUUCUGGACUGCACCAGAAUUCCUGCGCCUCAAAGAGCCCCGGCAACAUUCGUCGCAGAAGGGAGACAUCUACGCCUUCGCUAUAAUUCUCCAAGAGGUGAUCACCAGGUCAGGGCCGUACGAGUCACUGGAGCGCAUCGGUCGCACCAGAUCGGUGAUGGAACCCGAAGAGAUCCUGGACCGCGUGAAGAUGGGCACGACUCCGCCGUUCCGUCCCGAGGUGUCGCCCGACGAGUGUCCCGCCGACAUGCUACGCCUCAUGCGCGCCUGCUGGGCCGAGGCCCCCUCGGACAGGCCCACCAUCGCCGAAGUUAGGCACGCUGUCAAGAAGAUCACCAAGGGACUGUCGAGCAAGAACUUCUUUGACAACCUCCUACAGCGGAUGGAGCAGUACGCAAACAACUUGGAGUCGCUGGUGGAAGAGAAAACGCAGUCUCUCUUGGAGGAGAAGAAGCGCACGGAUGAACUGCUAUAUCAACUGCUGCCCAAGUACGUGGCCGAUGAACUCAAAAAGGGUUCGCAUGUGCAGCCAGAGGCAUUCGAAUCUGUCACGAUUUUCUUCAGCGACAUAGUCGGAUUCACGUCGCUCUCCGCUGACAGCAACCCGAUGCAGGUGGUUACGCUGCUGAACGACUUGUACACCUGCUUCGACUCCAUUAUUGACAGGCACGACGCUUACAAGGUGGAGACCAUCGGGGACGCCUACCUGGUCGCCUCUGGCCUCCCCAUCCGCAACGGCAACGAACACGUACGAGAGAUCGCCCGUAUUGCGCUGACGCUGCGUCACCAGCUGCAGUUCUUCAAGAUCCGUCACCUGCCCAAGAGAAAACUGCAGCUCCGUAUCGGCAUCCACUCCGGUCCUUGCGUCGCUGGUGUGGUGGGCCUCAAGAUGCCGAAGUACUGCCUGUUCGGCGACACAGUCAACACGGCCUCACGCAUGGAAACAACCGGAGAACCGCUAAAGAUUCACGUCAGCUCCAAGGCCAAGGAACUGCUCGACAACUUUGGAAACUUCCAACUCACACUAAGAGGCGAGGUGCAAGUGAAGGGAAAGGGCGUCAUGACCACCUACUGGCUGGAAGGGGAGCACAACUGGCAACCGGAACCGGAACAGUGAAACAGCUAUUUCCCAGCCGUCAUGCAUCCUGUUAUCCGAGUCGAGCUUACUCGAGAAGACGCCGCCAGUCUGAACACAAAGAAAGCAACUGUUUCCCACCCUCC
This is a messenger RNA of Dermacentor andersoni, 2420 nucleotides long. RefSeq names its product atrial natriuretic peptide receptor 1-like. Gene Ontology annotation, biological process: cGMP biosynthetic process; receptor guanylyl cyclase signaling pathway; intracellular signal transduction. Lineage: Eukaryota; Metazoa; Arthropoda; Arachnida; Ixodida; Ixodidae. Gene Ontology annotation, cellular component: plasma membrane. The record is from RefSeq and is a predicted model, not a curated record. Gene Ontology annotation, molecular function: peptide receptor activity; guanylate cyclase activity; protein kinase activity.